Messenger RNA from Ogataea angusta, 1644 nucleotides. RefSeq lists its product as uncharacterized. The record is from RefSeq and is a predicted model, not a curated record. NCBI's taxonomy places the organism in Eukaryota, Fungi, Ascomycota, Pichiomycetes, Pichiales, Pichiaceae. Gene Ontology annotation, molecular function: sulfate adenylyltransferase (ATP) activity. Gene Ontology annotation, cellular component: cytoplasm. The coding region runs from base 1 to 1644 and encodes 547 amino acids. Gene Ontology annotation, biological process: sulfur amino acid metabolic process. The transcript has a single exon.
AUGCUCGUUCCCCACGGAGGUGUCCUCCAGGAUCUAUUGCUACGCGAUGCGCCAAUCAAGAGCGAGCUGGCCGCCGAGGCUGCCACGCUCAAGUCUCUUUCGCUGACUGACAGACAGUUGUGCGACCUCGAGCUGAUUCUCGUUGGAGGAUUUUCUCCGUUGACCGGUUUCCUCAACGAGGCCGACUACACGUCUGUCGUGCACAAGAUGCGUCUUUCCACGGGCGAGGUUUGGCCCAUCCCCAUCACCCUGGACGUUUCCAAGCAGGUGAGCUCGCAGUUCAAGUCUGGCGACAGAAUUGUGCUGAGAGACCCCAGAGACGACCUGGCACUGGCCAUUCUCACCAUAGGCGACAUCUACACCCCGGACAAGCAGCUGGAGGCCAAACAGGUGUUCAGGGGCGACCCUGAGCACCCGGCUGUCCGCUACCUGUUCGACGUGGCUGGUGAGGUGUACAUUGGUGGCGCAUUACAGGCCAUCAAUGCUCCGAAGCACUACGACUACACCGAGCUCAGAAAGACCCCGGCCCAGCUGCGUUCCGAGUUCGCCAACAAGCACUGGUCCAAGGUGGUGGCGUUCCAGACCAGAAACCCAAUGCACAGGGCCCACAGAGAGCUGACGGUGCGUGCUGCCAGAGACAAGCUGGCCAACCUGCUGAUCCACCCCGUUGUCGGGCUGACCAAGCCAGGCGACAUCGACCACCACACCAGAGUGAAGGUGUACCAGGAGAUCAUCAAAAAGUAUCCCAACGGCAUGGCGCAGCUUGCUCUGCUGCCAUUGGCCAUGAGAAUGGCCGGAGACAGAGAGGCCCUGUGGCACUCGAUCAUCAGAAAGAACUAUGGUGCCACGCACUUCAUUGUGGGCAGAGACCACGCGGGACCGGGCUCCAACUCCAAGGGGGUUCCUUUCUACGGUCCGUACGACGCGCAGGAGCUCGUGGAGAGAUUUUCCACCGAGCUGGAGAUCGAGGUCGUUCCCUUCAGAAUGGUCACCUAUCUGCCCGACGAGGCCAGAUACGCCCCUAUCGACAGCAUCCCAGACGGCACCAAGACGCUCAACAUCUCCGGAACCGAGCUCAGAAAGCGGCUCAGAGAGGGCACUCACAUCCCAGAGUGGUUCUCGUACCCUGAGGUGGUCAAGAUCCUGAGAACCGCUUAUCCUCCUAGACAGACCCAGGGUUUCGCCCUGUACUUACAGGGUCUGCCGAACUCGGGCGUCGAGGCGCUGAGCUAUGCUCUGCAGGCCACGUUCAACCAGUUUGCCGGCGGCAGACACAUCACGCUGCUGGAUGCGGCCAGGAUCGGCAAAGAAGCAGUCGGCUUUAUUGUUGGCGAGCUGGUGAGAUCCGGUGCCGGCGUGAUUGUGGUGAACAACGAGGAGGUCAUUUCGAACGCCGAGCUGUCUGCCAUUAGAAGCACCGUCGCCAAGUCCGGCACUUUUGCCGUGGUGUCUGUCGAGACGCCUAGGGCUUUCUGCGAGGCUAACGACAGAAGAGGGUACUUCCAGGCUUCCAGAAAGGACAUUGAGGGCUACGAGGUGCCUGCCGACGCGGAGAUCCGCGUGGACCUCGACUCUUUGCCGAUCAACACUGCGAUCCAGAAGAUCGUCUUGUACUUAGAGGAGGAAGGGUUUUUUGUGUUUUAG